AUGAAAGAGACACGAAGUAGUGCGGGCAUCACCCUCACCGGUCACAGGCACCUCAGACCCGGGUGGUGUGCCGACUCCGCACAUAGCUCCAUGAGUACCCCUGUCCCUUAUCGUGAUUCACAAGCAAGCAUUGUAGAAGCCAUGGCUGUAGAGGAUGAUGCUAAACGACUGGGAGCAGAGGUCGGCGAGUUUGAUGUACGCGCCGGUAUUACCUUUACAUGCAAGACUUCGCGUGAUGUGGGGGUAAAUUCGACUACAAUGGGCAUUGGGCGAGUCCACUGUGAUUCUCAGACUAGUGGGCUAGUCACAAACAGGGGUGACGCAGUAUACGGGCGGCUGGUGUGCGACAAAGCGGCACGGGCAGCUUCAUUCAUGCAUUGCUCUGGCGGGCUAAUUACCGACCAUGGUAUACGAGAUCAAAGCAAGUCCUCGGGUUCGCGGCUGCCUCCCGACCUUGUUUCCUUUGAGGGUCCCGGGUUGUCGAGUGGCUUGUAUGCAUACCGUGAAAACAUGACGAGUCAGAAUGGGAGAUCAUUUAUCAGGGAUGUGACACCACAGCCUCAGGAGCGAAAUACAAGACGGCUUGCGUCACGACGAGCGAAUCAAACCCAAUCCUUCAGGAUCACUUCAAGAACGCGACGUACUAAUGAGUCAGACCAAGGCAAGAACAGGCAGUACUGCACCCACAAGUGUCUGCAAGGCCUUCUCAGGCGUGGGCCUCUGGAUCACAAAUGUCCCAAUGUCAAGGCACAUGGAAGGCACAGUCAUCGGAUCGACCGAUCAGCUUUUCUUCGUCUUAUGCACAAGCAGCUUUCGAUGGAUCUGGACCAUGACGUGGAUUGCCUGCGUAUCCACGGGUCUCGCGGUGUCUUGUUCCGUGUCUGCCUCACUUCACAUGGGGAGUUUGUGCCGGUGCACCUCGGGAACAUUGAUCUCACGCACGCACCCGUACUACUAUACUACGGCAUCGCAGAGCUGACGCACAUGAUGUUCAGGAGCUUCGGUGGCGUAAAGGUCUCGAGGGAGAUCCUCUCAAAUCACUCAGCCGAGAUCCAUAAACAAGUCGAGCGGGCGGUCUCCUCCAUCCAUGAUCUUGAAGUACUUCAUCGUGACCUCAUACCGCGAAAUAUUCUAUGGAACGCGGCUGGACGACAGGCUGUUAUCAUAGACUUCGAGCGGGCACGUUUUCCCGCUCCUAGGCUGCCACUUGGAGAAUUGUCUCCGAAUCGAAAGAGGAAGAGAUUACUUAUCAAGAAAAUGACAUGCGCCAAUAGCAGCAGCCCGGAGUUCGAUCAAGAGAAGCGUAACGCUGUGAGGGCUCUAGGCGUAGCAUGA
This is a messenger RNA of Pseudovirgaria hyperparasitica, 1335 nucleotides long. RefSeq lists its product as uncharacterized. Gene Ontology annotation, molecular function: ATP binding; protein kinase activity. The coding region runs from base 1 to 1335 and encodes 444 amino acids. NCBI's taxonomy places the organism in Eukaryota, Fungi, Ascomycota, Dothideomycetes, Acrospermales, Acrospermaceae. The transcript is spliced from 5 exons. The record is from RefSeq and is a predicted model, not a curated record. Gene Ontology annotation, biological process: protein phosphorylation.